GUUCAUUUCGUAAAAUCCUUUGAUAGGGUUAGCACACACACAUACAAAAGGAGAAUUUCUCUGUUUCUAAAUCUCUGGUGUCCAUAAUGGCCUGUGAUCCCUGCUGUGAUCCCCGCUGCUUUAAUCCAUUCUACGUUGGUCCUUACCCGGCAUGCGCCUGUGGCCCAUGUCCGCACGGAUGUUACUCAGGUUUUGGAGGUUGCGGUUGCUGCUGUUGUAACAAUUGCUGCUGAGGGAAUCUAGGCGAGCCAAGUCCAAGACACCUAGAUAUAGGAACGAGAAUGUCCGACAAAAGCAAACGAUAAAUCAAAAAUUAAAGUUCAGUAGAAGAAAAAAUUAUUUCAUCAUUUGUGUUGUUUUCAGUUACUCUGAAAAGACGAACUGCGGCUCGUAGUCCAGGUAGCGCCAUGUCUGUCCUCAUUAUACUAUUGGAUAUGGGAAGGGACUUUGGUAAUUCCAUUAUACUGACGAUGUCAUGGGUUCUUCAUCAGUUGCAUGGUCCUUUGAUUCGAACUCUGGACUAUAUAGUACCUACCGCACGCUCCCUGCUACUCGUUUUUCAUGAAUGCUGCGCCGAUUGUCACAUGGAGCCUGAGCCUGUUGCAAUAGACAUAAGAAGCUCCUUGGAGUUUUACCAGCGAAUGAAGACCCUCUUUUGGGAAAUUAUAGAUGUGAUAUCAUAUUUGGGUUCCUAGCUCAACGAUUUUCCCUUCAUCUUUUGAAUUUAUAAAAUUUCAGUGUAACAAAAAAUACCUUUUAAUGGCACUUCAAUCCCAUCCACAAGCAAAGAAGCUUUCUAUGCAGUAGGAUCCAAACGUUUUCCCAGCAUUCUAAUGGAAGUCGUACACGACGCCAUUGGCGUGGUGGGUGUGGUGGCAUUUGUGGUGAUUGUUUCUCAUGCAGCCAUACAGCUAGUGAUCAAUUCCUCUGGCAUAUUCGUCAGCCUCCUGGAUGGUGCCUGCCAGAUUGUGAGCAACUUGAGAGAAAAGCUUAGGUCCAGGCGGGAAAACAAAAGUGAAAAGCCGAGGCCGGAAAACAAAAAUGAAAACAAGGACGAACCACCAAAGGAGAAGGCUGAUGAAAAGGUUGAAGAAGACAACAAGGCUGAUGAACCAAAAGAGGAGAAAGCUGAAGAAAAAGUGGAGGCAGAUGCAAGCGAAAAGCCUGACGAACAGGGCGAAGAAGCAGGUGAAGAAGCUGGCGAUGCUAAAUAAGGCAUAGAAGCUAUUCAAAGAUACAUGUUUUGAAGAUGAAAUAAAUUCGUUUUCUUUCGUUAACAACCGAGAUUACUUCAAAGGAUGAGGCCGUGCAGUCCCUGAAGGCCGUUUAAAUAAUAAUUUAUGCAUACGAUCAACCAAAAAACUUAAACAAAUCCAACUCCGUUCCAUUUUAGGGCGAAAUAGUAAUGAAUAAUAAUGAAUGUGUGGUCGACUUCAGAUUGCAAGAUAUAAAUGACUUUUUGUCAAUUCAUUACGUUCACGUUUAACUUGUAGCCAAAGAUCUUACAAAAUAUAAGACCGAUGUAUAGUCAGAA
Scaptodrosophila lebanonensis is the source of this 1534-nucleotide messenger RNA. RefSeq names its product transcription elongation factor A protein-like 3. Bases 834 to 1214 code for a protein of 126 amino acids. The record is from RefSeq and is a predicted model, not a curated record. The transcript has 2 exons. NCBI's taxonomy places the organism in Eukaryota, Metazoa, Arthropoda, Insecta, Diptera, Drosophilidae.